UACUAAUUUCUAUUGACUUUCUAUAGAUAAUCUUGAAAUUUUAUCAUGGCAAAUUUAUAUGCAAACUUAGUUUUUAUUUGUGCAAUACUUGUGGCCAUAGCACCUGGAUACAAAUUUGAUUGCAAGAUGACAUUCGAGCAAUUAGACGAAUGUGUAGAGCACGCCAUGUUUAUCGGUAAUCGUAACGCCAUAGUGCCGACCAAUGAGGCCGAAAUGGAUCAGCACUGCAACACAAUCAAAGACGGUAUCUCAUGCGCCCGCGACUACGCAUCUACCUGUGUAACCGGUUUCCCGCAACAGGUGACCGGUAUGGUACUGACCAAUGUUGGACAACUGAUGGAGAAACGAUGCGGUACACCGAAAGAAAGGGCAGAGUUUUUAGAAAAUGUCAAAUGUUUUAUACCCAGUGCUGAAAAAAUGAAACCAUUGCACGACUGUUUUGACAAAAAUAUUAAGAUCAUGGAGUUGGCCAGUCAGCUCAAUGCCGACGACCCGCAUAUGGCCUUUGUUUGCUGCGGUCAUCAUCUGUUCAAACAGUGUAUUGUUCAAAACACUGCAAAGAUUUGCAGCAGUGGUCACGCAGACUAUUGGGAUGACGUGUUUGAUGAAGUGGCCUCUGAGGUUAUAGCGUUCGCGUGCGGCGACUUUGACACUGUCAAUGUUUGCCAAAAUAAAAUGGAUCCGAAAUACUGGAGCCAAUUGGCAACCAUUGAUUCGGCAACUGAUCCAGCCGUAUGGCACCAUAGUUAUAAAACACCCGUUAAAUUUAUGUUGGAUAUGAUACACAAAUUUCAUAUGGAUGGAUAAAUUUCUACAUAAGCUAGACUAC
Molecule: messenger RNA, 829 nt
Organism: Oppia nitens
Lineage: Eukaryota; Metazoa; Arthropoda; Arachnida; Sarcoptiformes; Oppiidae
Exons: 4
Coding region: 46-807 (253 amino acids)
Source: RefSeq, a predicted model, not a curated record